This is a messenger RNA of Phragmites australis (common reed), 1457 nucleotides long. RefSeq lists its product as uncharacterized. NCBI's taxonomy places the organism in Eukaryota, Viridiplantae, Streptophyta, Magnoliopsida, Poales, Poaceae. The transcript is spliced from 9 exons. The record is from RefSeq and is a predicted model, not a curated record. The coding region runs from base 150 to 1121 and encodes 323 amino acids.
AACUAACGACAUGUUGGGCCCCUUGGCCUCCAGAAUUAGCGUAGCGGUACCGGUUCAGAUCACGGCCUCGGCGACCAAGAGAAACCGAGCCAGAGGAGCGAGCCACGCAGCAAAAAUCCCCAAUCGGGAAUCCCUGCUCCGCCGAAAAGAUGGCGGCGGCAUGGGCGGCGCUGGCGGUGAUGUUGGUCGCAGCGAGGUUGGCGUCGGCGGCGCCGGUGAUGGCGCCAGCCUUCCUCUGGGCGCCCAAGAACUACGGAUUCCGUUCCGAUGAGGCCAAGGAAUUAGUCCACUAUCAGACAAUCUCUCCAAAGAGUUUAGCUAAAUCUGUUCUUCAGGAAGGUGGCUGGUCAAACUUUGUGUGUUCAAGGGAGGAUGCUCAUAAGAAUGUUGAUGUUGCUGUUGUUUUUCUUGGCUCGAAGCUACAAUCGUCAGACAUAUCUAAAGAUAAGCAAGUCGAUCAAGCUUUAGCAGACACAUUGAAGCUCUCCUUCACAAGUUCAGAGUUUUCCAUGGCAUUCCCUUAUGUUGCCACGUCAGAUGAUGAGAAAUUGGAGAACUCAUUGCUCUCCGGAUUUGCUGAGAAUUGUAACAGUGGUUUUGAAGGAAAGCAUAUCACCUACACAGACACGUGUACUGUAAGUGAUCGAGAUCUGAAGAAACAUCGCAGCAUGGAUUCUAUCCAUGACUUGGUGAUGUCACGGAUGGGAAACAACCCAAGUGGACAGACUGAUCUAAUUGUCUUCUGUGGUGGUGGUUUUGAGGAUUUAGGCCCUGCGAAAUCAGAAGGAGAGUUGCUUUCCGAUCUUGUUGCCAUGCUGAAGAAUUCUGGGGCUAAAUUUACCAUUCUUUAUGCUUCUCAACCAUCUGGUUUACUGGAGAACCUUUCCAGCCUUCCCUUAGGCAGGUAUCUUGCAGAGAAGACCAAUACUACUAAACCUGGCCUGGGCACCAAUACUACUAAACCUGGCCUGGGCAAAUGUGAUGGAGAGUGCCUAGUCAAGUCAACUCUUCUGGAAGGAACUUUUGUUGGAAUAGUGCUUCUUAUCAUCUUGAUAUCAGGGCUCAUGUGUAUGAUGGGAAUUGAUACUCCCUCGAGGUUUGAAGCUCCCCAGGAAUCUUGAUCUUACUUUAACGCAAAUCAGAUAUGGGAGCUUGAUGCGGCAUGAGUAUGAACGGUCGAUGUUUGCUUGUCUGCACUGUGGAUAUAGUUAGUUUCCUAUUCAAAAGUGUAUUUUACUGGGCCAGCUAGUAUUUACAAUGUGAUCAAUUUUUGGUGUAAUAUUACUUCUCUUUCCUACGGAGCUCCAGCUGAGCUUUUGCAAACGCGUACAUGUGCAAGGCUUGUGUUGUACCAGACCUAGCAUUGCUUCCAGUUUUUUUUUUCUUUUUCUGUGAAUAACCUGGAACUCAGGUAGCCAAAGAGAAGUCACUGUUCAUGGAAUAAAAUGAAAUCUUGU